Thrips palmi is the source of this 4876-nucleotide messenger RNA. RefSeq names its product mucin-5AC-like. Bases 114 to 4772 code for a protein of 1552 amino acids. Lineage: Eukaryota; Metazoa; Arthropoda; Insecta; Thysanoptera; Thripidae. The transcript has 16 exons. Gene Ontology annotation, molecular function: beta-glucosidase activity; chitin binding. Gene Ontology annotation, biological process: carbohydrate metabolic process. The record is from RefSeq and is a predicted model, not a curated record. Gene Ontology annotation, cellular component: extracellular region.
UGUCUAAUGCUCCUCGUCUGGAUUAAGGAGUAGCGAGAACCUCAGUGCCAGGGGAGAUGUUCACACUAGGUCACGGGCAGGCUGAAGCAGUCUGCAGAUAGGGCCUACCGAAGAUGGCACGGCAAGCGCUGCUGCUCCUAGCAGUCGCUGGCAUAACGCAAACCAUAGCCGUGCCGCUUGACGCAGACUGUGGUGGCCAGCUAACAUUCUGUUAUGACUGUUCGACUCUUUUGACCUGCCGAAAAUUAGGCAACUUCUACCGGCCCCUCUCGCAAACCACCUGCCCUUCGAGCACUCCUUACUGCCAGAAUGGGGCCUGCGUGGCCCAAGGUGGCUCGUGCCUCAGCCCAGCAACCGCGGCUCCAGGUGCCACCACGGCCACGCCAUCAAGUGGGGGAUUCGCCUGCACCUCCGACGGCUACUUCCCGGACCCCAGCAACUGCCGCCGCUACUACUUGUGCGCUGAAGGAACCGCGUACGCCUACGAAUGUACCAACAGGCGCACACUGUAUGGCCACGACAAGGCCAUGUGCGUUUUCGACACUGAGGCUAGAUGCACUACAACCUCGUGCACAGCAAAUCAAGUGGGCACAUACCAACUCUACCAGCAAGACCCAACUGUGUACAUUGUCUGCACAAAUACUAGGCCAGAAGACGCGCAGGUAGGGAGAUGCCCAGCCAAUUACACAAUUACACAAACAGGGCAAUGCGAGCCCUCGUGCACGGCUGAUGGACGGUACGCACCAGUAUCAGGUGGUGAGGCUAACACAUACCUGGAAUGUAUAAAGACGAGUUCAACAACGUUUGCUGGCCCGACCAUACAAAGAUGCCCAGGGUCAUGGAUCUAUGAGCCCACAACCCAAAGGUGUGUACCCGCUCCACCAGCAACUACAACGCCAGCAACAACAACGACGAGUACGACGCAGACCCCACCAACAACUACAACAAGGGCGACAACAACCACUCUAACAACCACAUCUGCACCGUCAUCUGUUCUUACGAGCAUAGCUGCACCCGCGUCCGUACCAACUGCAGAAGGUACAUCCACAUCGGGUGCCGCGCUUGUAACAACCGAAGCUGCCUCCACACCUGCACAAGCAACCUCAUCUGCUUCUCCAUCUGCACCAACAACCGAAGCAGUUUCUUCACCUGGACCGACAACCAAUGCCGCUUUCCCGGCUACCGCUACAACCGAAGCUGCUUCCUCCAUUGCAGCAACAACCGAAGAUGCUUUCUCCGUUGCCGCAACAACCGAAGAUGUUUCGUCAUCAGAUGCCACUUCAGGGCUGACAACCGAUGCUCCGGAAGUAUCAUCAACUGACACAGCCUCAUCAGAUGCCCAGUCCAACCCAACAACAGGGGCUGCUUCAUCACCAGAUACACCAUCUGUUCUACCAACAGAAAGUGCUUCCUCUUCUCCACAAACAACAGACGCUGAUUCUCCAUCUGUGCCAACAACCGAAGCUGUUUCAUCACCAGACACCUCAUUAAUAUCAACAACCGAAGGUGCGACCUCAUCAGAUGUCCCGCCUUUGCAAACAACAGAAGCUGCUUCUUCAGAUCUCCCAUUUAUACCAACAGCUGGAGCUGGAUCAUCAGAUGCCCCAUCUGCACAACCAACGGAUAAUGCUUCCUCAUCUCCAACAACCGAAGCUACAUCAUCAGACGCUCCAGUAGUAUCAACAACUGAAGCUGCCACAUCAUCAGGGGCUCCAGUCCCAACCGCGCAACCAACGGAUAGUGUUUCAUCCUCUGCACAAACAACGGACGCUGAUUCUCCAUCUGUACCAACAACUGAAGCUGUUUCAUCAACAGACACCCCAUUCGUAUCAACAACCGAAGGUGCGACCUCAUCAGAUGUCCCGCCUUUGCAAACAACAGAAGCUGCUUCUUCAGAUCUCCCAUUUAUACCAACAGCCGGAGCUGGAUCAUCAGAUGCCCCAUCUGCACAACCAACGGAUAAUGCUUCCUCACCUCCAACAACCGAAGCAACAUCAUCAGACGCUCCAGUAGUAGCAACAACUGAAGCUGCCACAUCAUCAGGGGCUCCAGUCCCAACCGCGCAACCAACGGAUAGUGUUUCAUCCUCUGCACAAACAACGGACGCUGAUUCUCCAUCUGUGGCAACAACUGAAGCACCAGACGCCCCAUUAGAAUCAACAACCGAAGGCACGGCCUCAUCAGAUGUCCCGCCUUUGCAAACAACAGAAGCGGCUUCUUCAGAUCUCACAUCCAUACCAACAGCCGGAGCUGGAUCAUCAGCUGCCCCAUCUGCUCAGCCAACGGAUAGUUCUUCCUCAUCUCCAUCACCAACAGAAGUUUCAUCUGCAUCUGUACCAACAACCGAAGCUCCUUCUUCAUCGGAUCUCCCAUCUGUACCAACAGCCGAACCUGCAUCACCUUCUGCUGCCCCAUCUGCACAACCAACGGAUGGUGCUUCCUCAUCUCCGCUGACUACAGAAGCCACUUCAUCUGUAGCAACAACCGAAGCUGCAUCAUCAGAUGCCCCAUCUGCACAACCAACGGAUAAUGCUUCAUCGCCAGCUACUUCUGAAGCUUCUUCUCCAACUGUGCCAACAACCGAGGCUCCAUCUUCAUCGGAUUUCCCCUCUGUACCAACAGCCGAAGCUGCAUCAUCUUCAGCUGAUCCAUCUACACAACCAACGGAUACUACUCCCUCAUCUGCGGCUACAGAAGCCACUUCAUCUGUAGCAACAACCGACGCCGCAUCAUCAGAUACCCCACCUGCACAAACAACGGAUAAUGCUUCAACACCAGCGACUACCGAGGCGGCUUCUUCAUCGGAUAUCCCAUCUGUACCAACAGCCGAAGCUGCAUCACCUUCUGCUGCCCCAUCUGCACAGCCAACGGAUAAUGCUUCCUCAUCUCCAGCGACUACAGAAGCCACUUCAUCUGUAGCAACAACCGAUGCUGCAUCAUCAGAUGCCCCAUCUGCACAAACAACGGAUAAUGCUUCAACACCAGCGACUACCGAAGCGACUUCUUCAUCGGAUAUCCCAUCUGUACCAACAGCCGAAGCUGCAUCAUCUUCAGCUGCCCCAUCCGCACAACCAACGGAUAAUGCUUCCUCAUCUCCGGCGACUACAGAAGCAGCUUCUCCAUCUGUGCCCACAACCGAUACUUCUUCCUCAUCUGAUAGCCCUUCAAUAGCAACAGCCGAUACUUCAUUGCCAGAUGUCGUCUCAACGACCGUGAGUGCCGUUUCAACGGACACUUCCACGUCAGAUGCCCAGCCUGCACCAACAACUGAAGCUUUGACAUCGGGCACAGAUGCCUCGACUGUGGUUCCAACUGAGCAGGACACAACCACCCCUUCGAGUGGGCAAACGGAGCAAUCGGAAGACUACUACGGAAUUGACCCAAAUGUAGACGAGAAUCUGUAUAAUCUUCCUGCAUCUUUUCUCCUUGGGGCAUCUUCGUCAGCUUAUCAAAUCGAGGGGGCAUGGAACUCUGAUGGGAAAGCGCCGAGCAUCCAAGACGAUUAUUAUCACUCGAUAGGAACCGCUAACGGCGACAUUGCCUGCGACUCAUACAACCAAAUCCAAAAUGACAUCAGUUUACUUCAAAAUCUAGGCUUCCAAACGUAUCAUUUUUCCAUAUCGUGGUCUAGGCUGUUGCCCACUGGAAGCAGUCUGGCAGCAGACGACACUGCAAUCGACUUUUACGAUAAUCUCAUACAAUCUUUGACAUCCAGCGGAAUACAGCCUGUUGUCACUUUGCACCACUGGGACACCCCGUCCGUCAUUCAGAACGGGUGGCUGAAUGCCAGCAUCGCUGACUACUUCGUGGACUACGCGACCUUCGCCUUUAGCAUGUUCGGCAACAGGGUGAGAAACUGGAUCCUGCUGCACGACCCCGUCAGCCAGUGCGUGAACGGCUACGAGCAGGGCCUCGCGGCGCCGGGCGGCUCGCAGGCAGCGCAGGGCACGGCGGCCUACCAGUGCGUGCACAACGCCAUCCUGGCCCACGCCCGCGCCUACCGCGCCUACCAACAGAACUUUGCGAACCAGGGAGGCCGCGUCGGGUCCACGCUGCUGCUGGAGCUGGGCCAGCCUCUGCGGCCCGGCAACGCGGCGGACGAGGCGGCGGCGCAGCGCUACAUGGAGAGCACGUUCGCGUGGCUGGCGGACCCCUUGACCAGCGGACAGUACCCGGCGUCGCUGGUGCAGGCGGCCGGCGACAGGCUGCCGCAGUUCACCGCGGCCGAGAGGACCGUCAUCACGGGCGCGUCGGACUUCUUCGGGCUGAAGCACUCGGGCGCCAGGCUGUGUACGGACGGCGCCACUGUAGGGGCCUCGUACGCCGCGGACGUGAACGUCGUGACGAGCCUCGACGUGGCCUGGAACCUGACGGGCUCCGGCCGCGACCCGAUUACUCCCUGGAGCAUCCGCGGCGCGCUGAACUGGAUCCAGCAGCGCUACGGCGCCGUCGGCGUCCUGGUGACGGACAACGGGUACGCCGCGGCGCAGGACGAGGCCACGUACGACUCGGCGCGCAGUGGCUUCUUCAGCGGCUACCUGCGCGGUGUGAUGCGCGCCAUCGCCGACGGCUGCAACGUGCUGGGCUACGCGGCGAGGAGCCUCAUGGACAGCUUCGAGUGGGAGGACGGCUACAGCCUCAAGUAUGGCAUCGCCAAGGUGGACUUCGACUCGGCGGCGCGCACCAGGACCCUGAAGACGUCGUCGGCCGCGUUCUUCCAAAACGUUCUGACCACCAGGAGAGUGGACUAUGUCCCCAUAAGCCCCUCGUAGCGCCGCGUCGCGCCGCCUCAUCUCUUCCAUCAUUUUCUGCAUCUUGCCGGCUGUCGAUUGUGCGCUUGUAGCAAAACAGUAAAUAAAUGUUUUCCUAUCCAUUC